Messenger RNA from Passer domesticus (house sparrow), 2151 nucleotides. RefSeq lists its product as uncharacterized. The record is from RefSeq and is a predicted model, not a curated record. The coding region runs from base 872 to 1750 and encodes 292 amino acids. NCBI's taxonomy places the organism in Eukaryota, Metazoa, Chordata, Aves, Passeriformes, Passeridae. The transcript has 12 exons.
GUCAUUUGUCUCAUUCUCAGUAUUUACUUCAUAAGAUUUAGAAGAGCCUUUUAAAUUGUUUUUCGGGAUUUAUGAUAGCAUCUGCUUAUUUCUAAUUGUUAUAGUUUUAUUUCUUUGACAUUUUAGCUGUAAAGUUGUAAUUAGUCUGUACACUUCUCUUUCCUUCAGCAAUACUUGGCUGUUUUCCUUUAGUUUAAUUUGAUCCUUAUUAAAUAUCUAAUGGCUUUUGUUAUACACUAUCUGAUUUAAUUUUACUUUUAAUGUUUCUUGGAACUUAAAUCUGGUUUGUAUCUUAUAUACUUAAUUUUUUCAGAUUUUUCAUGCAUCAUAUUACUUGUUCUAAUAUAUUCUUUACAGUGUUUCAUUAGCUUUUACUUCUGUUUCUUUUCUCUAUUCUGACAAAAGCACAAAAAUAUUUUAUUUUUUGAAAUAAAUUUGCAUAUCACAAUCUAAAUAUUCAGUUCACUUAAAACAACCUCAUGAAUAAUACAGUUUAAAAUAAAAUAUUUUACUUCUCAUAACAAUUGUUUUUACAGCUUACAAGCUUAGGUAUUAACAUGCAUCAGUCUAUUUUGCUUCAAGGAGUAGUUGUGACUUUUUAGUGAGGUUUGGCUGGUGUUUCUGCUGGUGGAUUUACAGGUCUUCAGUCCUGCCUUUCUUUGCAGCUGAACCUGCUGGUGAAGGUGGUGCAGCUUCCCAACCCACGUCCAGGACUGAGGCUGUGGGAGAUGCCGAGGGUGUGUCUGCAGGGAGGACUUCUCCAGCUCCUUUGCUGAUUCCUACACAGAAGCCUGGCAACCAUCACAGAGGUCCUCCGCGGGCAAAGAACAAAGCUACAGGACACCAGAAACCCCAUGAGCCAUCCGAAAACAUGAGGCAAAUGCUGAAGGAAAUGCAGCAGGCAGGAGAAGGUGUGUCUGCAGGGAGGACUUCUCCAGCUCCUUUGCUGAUUCCUACAAAGAAGACUGGCUCCCAUGGCAGGGGUCCUCUGAGAAGGAAGAACAAAGGCAAAGGACAGAAGAAACCCCACGAGCCAAACAACAUCCUGAAACAAAUCGUGACAGAACUGCACAAAGGGCAUGGGAUGGACAGAGAGGCUCUGUGGAAGGUGGCAUUUCCUGAAGGAAGGGAAGAGAUGCCAGGCAGAGUCCCAGGAGAUUGGGAUCGUGACAUGGAUUCCAUGCUUGUCUUUCUGGAUGAGAGUGUGAAGACCUCGGCAGAUGGUGGAGCUAACCCGGUUGGUGAAAGUGAUCUGGCUUCCCAACCCACAUUCAGGAUUGAGCCUCUGGGAGAUGCUGAGGGUGUGUCUGCAGGGAGGACUUUCCCCGGUCCAUUGGUGGAUGUUGCAUGCAGGACCAGCUCCCUUCGCAGGGGUCCCCUGAGAAUGGAGAACAAACCUAGAGGAGACACUAAGUCCCUGGAGGCAUCCAAACACAUGGAGAAGAUGCCGAGUGAUCUGGAGAGACGCCAUGAUGCAGCCAGCACCACAAAACAUGCUGACAACAUCGGGAAGAGCACAAGAGUUUUCUGCUGGGUAACACCAUGUUUGAAGAAGUUGAUGGCCAUUGUGGCUGGUGCAGCACUUUGCCUGAUGAUGUGCUAUGCCGCAAUCUGGUAUUGCUGGAAGAGAAACUGGAGCACCUCUGGACAGGAGUUUAAAGACGGUGGCUGCACCUUACUCCCAGACAGUUUGAGCUGCUCCUCUGGCCGUCAUAAGGGCCUGGACAGCCCUUUCACCUGUUCUGUGUAGGGAACCGAAGAUCAGCCAUCUACAAGGAAACCUCCUACUACCCUGUAGAUCCCACUGCCACCUGCUCUCCCCAUAGGUCUCCCCAACAUGACUUCAUCCCUUUUUUGAUCUCCCUGCAUCCCAUCCCCGCCAAUUCUCAAGUUCUUCUGGAGACCCCAGGCCCAGCUGAGCACCCUCCAGCCCCUCCUGAGACCAACACAUCCCUUCCUCUGCCCCUCUGUCCCUGGCCUUGCCCUCUAAACAACACUGGAGUUAAGCCCUGCUGCCCUGCCAGGGUAGGCGAUGGCCCAGCUCUUCUCUUGCACUACAGAGAUGGAGCUGUCACCCCAGUGUCUGGGAGGUAGCAGCAGCAAAGCCCACCCGGCACCAGCACGGGCUGAGCUCCGUGCCCAGAGGCAGCU